Molecule: messenger RNA, 4344 nt
Organism: Coregonus sp. 'balchen'
Lineage: Eukaryota; Metazoa; Chordata; Actinopteri; Salmoniformes; Salmonidae
Source: the annotation of a GenBank genome assembly
AUCGAUGAGUGUGUGAAUGAGACAAUCUGUGGGGACCAUGGUUUCUGUGAGAACACAGACGGCUCCUACCGUUGUCAGUGUGACCGGGGCUACACCAACCCCCCUGGUGAUGCUGGUGCCCAUAGCUGUGUGGGUAAGUAACUGUUGAAUUAUACAUUCCACUGGUUAGCAUGGUCAGUUACUGUAUACCAAUGUGUAGUAUGUACUGUAUUGUAUAUGUGGGAAUGUGUGUGUGUGUGUGUUUGUUUGUAAGCACACUCGUGCCUGUCGUUGUGCAUGUGUACGUGCUGUGCAUCGGUGUGUGUGAACCUCGGUGUGUAUUUACCCCCCCUCCCAUCCUGUGCAGACGUGAACGAGUGUGAGAUGAGCACGGCACUGUGUGGAGAGGCCCUGUGUGAGAACGUGGACGGCAGCUUCCUGUGUAUCUGCCCCAGCGACAAUGAGGAAUUUGAUCCCAUCACCAGCCAGUGCCGCCCGCAGGGUAACACACCACACACAGGGACUUAUGGGACUUAAGGGUUCAUUCUAUCUAUGCGGGAUUGAGUUUUCACUGUCUUAAUGAGGCAUCUCAUAUUAUCAUAACAUCUGUGGAACUAGCAGGGCACGAGUGGUUCCAUGUUCCCUAUAGUACUUGUUUCUAUUUGACAACCUUUCUGCUGAGUUUGACUCCAUGCUAAUUGGAUGGGGGGAAAGUUAUGUUGUAUCCCUACUAGGAUACUGCAUUGCAGUUCAAGUCUGUAAAGAACGAAUUGCAGGAAACUAUUCCAGCCAUCCCUUACAUAAUUGAUUUGCUGUGCUCAGAGCACAACUCAUUUCAAGCUCUCCCUCAUGGCCAAAUCUCCUCCAGUCAAAUUCCCACAAAGACAAACAAGGAUAAGGUAUAGCUAUUGGCAAAACUGCCAUGGAAAGAUCUCUCUCAGAAACACUAACAGUGUUCACUGUAAACAGAUUACUGAAAUACAAGGUCAAGCUUACCUUGAGUCUGUGGAAUUGGCAUGUCUUUAGCUUGUCAUAGGCAUGUAUACACAAGCGGGCCAUAUUUACAUUAAUAAGCAGCAUGCUCUCGACGGGGAUGUUUUUGUUCUCGUUCGGUAUUAAACCCCAAGUAUGCCUUGUGUACUUUGACCACAUUCCGCUGUUUGCUUUUGACGUGUGCUAAUCAAUCAUGUGAGAAUGAAUGGUGUGUUGACUCACAUGCCAGUGUUUCCAUUUGGUUAAGCCUGCUGCUUAACUGUGAAUGGCUGAGACCAUGUCUGUGGAUAAAAGAGCAGCCUCAGCAUUGUCAGCUGAAGGUACUCAGGCCUACUGCCUGCCCUACUGUAUGAUGUGGAUCUCUUGACCCAGGGAAACACAGUGGCACUCAUUAUGCUAGACAUGGGGCCAAUGGACUGACUGAUUCUUACUGAAAUCAUGAUGGCGAUAAAUAUUAUUCAUAGUGGUAAUGGCUAUAGUCUUUAUUGUAGUAAUUCAGCCAUGAAAGUAGCAGUCAACUAGAGUCACAAUUUAUUCUGCAAAUCCCCUCCAAUUAUUCUCCUCUGCAUCUAUUUCUCCUCAUGAGAGGUGUGAUUUCCCUACAUGUGCUACAGGUGAAGAUGCUCCUCCUAAGCCAGCCUCACACACUGAGGAGCUGAGGAAGGAGUGUUACUACAACCUGAACGAUGCGAACUUCUGUGACAACGUGCUGUCUCGCAACACCACCAAGCAGGAGUGCUGCUGCACGGUGGGGGCUGGCUGGGGGGAUGACUGUGAGAUCCAUCCCUGCCCUGUACCAGGGAGAGGUAAGCUUACUACAGUAUGAUUUGAGACUGAGUGAGAUUCCCAAGAGGGAUCAAAUGAUCACCCUUUAGGAGACAUAUAUUCAGAUACAACUGUUCACAUAUGUUCACUCCUUUUUGCUACACGGUAUAUAAUACAUUAUUACAGUAAGGAGAAAGUAUGUUUGUGCAUUCAUACUUGUUUGUUUCUUCAGAGGAGUAUGACCAGUUGUGUCCACAUGGAAGUGGUCUUCUGCCCCAAGCUGUUUCCUCCCAGAGCCUGGAACAGCAGAGUUUCAAAGGUACCUUACUUCUAUGUGGUCUCCUCAAGCCACUGGCUACUGUUAAGAGUCAGUAUACCUGAGGUUUCACAGUUUUUCCUUCUCCCAUAACUUUGUACCAACACAAAGAAAAUUGCUGUUUCAGCUCCCUUUUAAUUACACCCAUGGAAGCCGUUAAAAAAAGUCCUGCGUAAUUUCCAACCUAAUUUAUGGUUCUCUUUAAAGCUAGCCCUUUACACCGUGACUGGAUAUCUGCAUAACUAGCUAAUUAAGCACAAGUGUUGUGCACUAACCAGCUUGUUCUAAUAGAGAAGGCUGUCUCAAGCAAGGUGCCAUGCUCAUUUUACAGUAGGGGUCAUGAUUUGAGGGGUCUAGCUAGCUACAACAAAUGCUAACGUUUUAGUGAGAUUCUAUAGACACAGUAGGCCUACACAAAGUUUAGGCCGAUUCUAGAGAUGAUAUAUUAAAGAAAAGGUGAUUUUUGUGUAUGGUAGUAUGUGAAUUUAUCAACCGAUGUCACCCCCUUUCUUUCUUUCUUUCUUUCUUUCUUUCUUUCUUUCUUUCUUUCUUUCUUUCUUUCUUUCUUUCUUUCUUUCUUUCUUUCUUUCUUUCUUUCUUUCUUUCUUUCUUUCUUUCUUUCUUUCUUUCUUUCUUUCUUUCUCUCUCUCUCUCUCUCUCUCUCUCUCUCUCCUCUCUCUCACCAGAUGUGGACGAGUGUACGAUGUUUGGGCCAGAUAUCUGUAAGAAUGGCCGUUGCUCCAACAACUUCUCCUCGUACUCCUGCUUCUGCCGUACAGGCUUCUACUAUGACAACAUCCGGCUGGAGUGUUUGGGUAAGGGCCGCUCGCUCUCUCUCUCCUUUUCUCUGUUCCACCAAACCUGCUCCAAAACUCGACUAUGAGACUCAGUCGUUGACUUAUGUGUGUGUGUGUGUUCCAGAUUAUGACGAGUGCCUGACAGAGAAGGCGUGUGUGGAUGGGGUGUGUGUCAAUACCCCUGGUUCUUUCAACUGCUUCUGUAGUCCCCCUCUGGUCCUGGACACCACCGGCCGCCGCUGCAUCAGUGUCAACACCACCGAGGGUGAGGCUCAAACACUCACACUCACAGCAGCAGCACACUCCUACAGACACUGAUAAACUACAUCCUCCAUUUCAGAGUUUAUCCAGAUGAAACAGUUACCAACCAGAUUAUUGAUUCAGCUGUCCAACAUUAACAACAUAUAAUUAGUGAAAACUCCCUCCUUUCCUCUUUUGUGAAUCACUCUCUUCCCUUCUUCCAUUCUCCUUCCUUCCCUCUCUCCUCCCUUCCCUGAACCACAGAGGCUCAAGAGCCUGAUGAGGACAUCCACCUGGACAUCUGCUGGCAGGGCCUGGUAGAUGAGGUUAUGUGUGCCCAGCCCCUCAUUGGCAGGAGGACCACCUACACAGAGUGCUGCUGUCUCUAUGGAGUGGCCUGGAGCGAACAGUGUGCCUUCUGCCCCAGGAGGGACUCUGGUAAGGGACACAGCUAGCUGUCAUUCAUGCUGUUAUUAUUCUGUUGAAAUGUAGAAGUGACAUGAUGACCUGUGAUAGAUAUCUCACUAAAACACUGACCUGUGUGUUUGUUUGUGUUUGAGCAGAUGACUACGCAGCAAUGUGUAACCUGCCAAGGAGACGGGGGUCUGACAGUCUACGAGAGAGGCCAGGCUAUGAGUACGGUCCUGGGGUUGAGGGUCCUGAGGGGCCCUAUGUCCCACCCUACUGGGACAACUAUGGAGGAGGGCCCAUCACUGGGCCUGGGGGAACCUACUACAACCCAGAUGACACCCAGGGCAUCCCCCUGUUCACAGACAACACCAACGACUAUGGCUCACGAGAGAGAGACAUAGAGCCGCCACUACGCGUCCCCAUCCACAGGCCAAGAGAGUUCCAGCCUCGCCCUGUAGACUCUUACAAUGGUAACCUCGUUAGAAUCAUUAAAAAUACACAUUUAUUAAUAUUAUUGCUAAUGCAUGGUGAAAUGCUACCUCUGUAGGGACUCCUUCUUCAUUCAUAUUCUGUUUCCAAUCAGACCGCUAUGAUGGCUUCGAAGGCCUGCGAGCAGAGGAGUGUGGCAUCCUGAACGGCUGUGAGAAUGGCCGGUGUGUGCGCGUGAGGGAAGGUUACACCUGUGACUGCUUUGAUGGAUACGAGCUUGACCUAACCAAAAUGGCCUGCAUCGGUAGGUUCCUCUCCCAGUGUCUCAGAAUGUCCACCAACAGUCGGAGUCAGAUUCUCCUCUCUGUGUUCCAAGCAGAUAUAUCAUUUCAUUUUGGAAUUCCUAGAAACAAA